CCCCAAGAGCUGGCUGAGUCUCCUUUCUGGGGCCCUUCCAGUUUUAUUUCUGCAGGGUUGGUGUGCGGGGUGCAGGGAAGGGACGACCAAACCUUUCCACAGUGGAUCCAACUCUAGAGCGAAGAGCAAUGGCCCGGGGACCCCAGAGAGCCACUUGCUGAACAGGCAAGGGUGCACAGGCUGGGAAUGAGCACCGUUUAUUCGUUAACACUAAAAUGUUAGGAGAAGCCAUCCCUUCACACUGAAUCUGGUUAUAGGGUAUUCUGGAGCAUCUGGACAAUGGCGAGGUGGUGAUUGGGGAUGGCAGCUUCCUCCUAACUCUGGAGAAGCGGGGCUAUGUGAAGGCAGGGCUCUGGACUCCGGAAGCUGUGGUAGAGCAUCCAGAUGCAGUUCGUCAGCUUCACAUGGAAUUCUUGAGGGCGGGGUCAAAUGUCAUGCAGACAUUCACCUUUUCUGCCAGUGAGGACUGCAUGGAAAGCAAGUGGGAAGAGGCAAAUGUUGCCGCUUGUGAUCUGGCCAGGGAAGUGGCUGGCAAAGGUGAUGCUCUGGUGGCAGGAGGAGUCUGCCAGUCCUCAGUGUACAAAGACCACAAGGAUGAAGCUCGAAUUAAAAAACUUUUCCGACUACAGCUGAAGGUUUUCACCAGGAAAAAUGUGGACUUCCUGAUUGCAGAGUAUUUUGAGCAUGUGGAAGAAGCCGUGUGGGCUGUGGAAGUCUUGAAAGAAUCGGGCAAGCCUGUGGCGGUGACGAUGUGCAUUGGCCCCGAGGGCGACAUGCACGGGGUGGCUCCUGGGGCGUGUGCCGUGGAACUGGCAAAAGCAGGGGCUGACAUCGUUGGUGUGAACUGCAGAUUUGGGCCCAGAACCAGCUUGCAGACACUUCAUCUCAUGAAGCUGGGCCUGGAGGCUGCGGGGCUGAGCCGCCACCUGAUGGCACAGCCCUUGGGCUUCCACACACCUGACUGUGGCAAAGGAGGCUUCCUGGACCUCCCAGAAUAUCCCUUUGGACUGGAACCCAGAGUUGCCACCCGAUGGGAUAUUCAGAAAUACGCCAGAGAGGCCUAUGAGCUAGGGGUCCGGUACAUCGGCGGGUGCUGUGGGUUUGAGCCCUAUCACAUCAGGGCAAUUGCAGAGGAGCUGGCCCCAGAAAGGGGAUUUUUGCCGCCUGCUUCAGAAAAACACGGAAGCUGGGGAAGUGCUCUCAGUAUGCACACCAAACCCUGGAUUAGAGCAAGGGCUAGCAGGGAAUAUUGGGAGAAUCUGCUGCCAGCUUCAGGCAGACCCUUCUGUCCUUCACUGUCAAAGCCAGAUAUCUGAGGCACAGAGACAGAAUACGAUGCAGUGACACAGCCUCCCGUGCCGGAACCUGAAAGAGUUGGUCCUCACCUUCAGCCUUCGGGAGCUGCCGCCCCUGGUUUCUGAGGGCCAUGCCCCAGUGCUGUGUUCUUCACUGAUUUGUGCAAAGCUUCAAGGCAGCCUGGAGAAAGGAUGCAAACACACUGUGCACAGCCUCGAUCACCAACAUCAGACAUUCCCUGCCGAAGCAAAUGCGUUCUACAAUCACUCUUCCUUUAAGGGACCAUUAGAUCCUAAAGAUUUUUAAAUUGUGUCUUUCUAAUCACCAGCAACUAGAGUUUAGACCAUCUAAGGACAAGGACCAUGACCCAUGCUGCUCUGACUCUUCUUGUUUCGCAUUGUAUGAGGCAGGAUCACAGAUGCUCAGCGACAGGCACAGGUUGAUUACAUAACAUAAAUAAACAUUGAUAAAGUUUUGAAGACCUUUCUAAAAAGUCAGAAUUCAAAUCCAUCUUGGUCUGAUAUUUUCUUGCCUUAGGUUUGUGUUAAUUGCCAUUUCUCUUUUGUUCAUAACAAUGGAUCAGCUGUGAUCAUUAAUAAAAAUAAUUUACUGCACAGAA
This is a messenger RNA of Cavia porcellus (domestic guinea pig), 1915 nucleotides long. It is a transcript of the gene Bhmt2, whose product is annotated as betaine--homocysteine S-methyltransferase 2. Gene Ontology annotation, molecular function: zinc ion binding; S-methylmethionine-homocysteine S-methyltransferase activity. The record is from RefSeq and is a predicted model, not a curated record. Lineage: Eukaryota; Metazoa; Chordata; Mammalia; Rodentia; Caviidae. Gene Ontology annotation, biological process: L-methionine salvage. The transcript is spliced from 8 exons. The coding region runs from base 405 to 1316 and encodes 303 amino acids. Gene Ontology annotation, cellular component: cytosol.